UUCUUUUCAGUUUUGUCCUAGGUAGAUCUACACGUAUCAUUCAUCGUGGGCGAGUUCAGGAUCUAGGUACUAGGUGAGCCUAUCCGAGUGGAAUCGGAACGAGUCGCCACCGCUGCGUGUAGCCUUGUGCGCAAUACCGUCUAGGAACGGACAUAGGGUAACACGAACAACAGUCACCAGAAUGUAAACUAAUAAAAAUUAUUAUUUAUAAUAUGAAAUUCUUCAAUGUGCUCGCGUGCGCGGUGCACCAAGGGGAACCUGGCAGCGGAAAGCCGAACAAGACGGAGUCGACCUGCAGCUAGCAUCGAGUGUGCGAGGCAUUACAGUGGUGUGAACUAGUCUAGUCCGUGAUACUCGACAGCAGGCAGAAACAGUACGGUCACGCUACAAAUGCUAGAUUUUUACGUGUGUGUGUGACGGCCGAGAUCCAGGAUUGUGCUGUAUGAGCCAAGUGGGCCAGUUUAUUCGCCACCUCGAGACUCACAAUGGACGAUGACAUUGCAGUAACGCACCAUGCCUCAGCUGAUAGCGCAGCGGCUGAUAGCGCACCAGCUCCAGACAAUGUUUUACCAAUGCCGAAGAUGGGCCCAGUAGCCGUCGUCUUGCCAGCAUCCGGAAUAGGAGAGCGAUCCGGAAGGGAAAUCCCCAAACAGUUCGUGGAGGUGCACGACUGUCCACUUGUUUGUCACACCAUCUCAGCCUUUCACAGAAUACCUUAUAUAGAGUGCAUCGUGGUGACGGUCAGACGGGAGUGGAAAGACUUUCUUCUCAAGCGCAUAACACGGUACGGUUUCCACAAGGUGAUGGUGGUGGAGGGAGAUGAGCGAAGUCGCCACUAUUCCAUUCGUAAUGGUGUUGCAACGCUCACUGACCCAGAGCUGAUACACAUGGAGUUUGAAGUGGUGGUGGUUCACGACGCCGUGCGUCCCUUUGUGUGUGAGUCGGUACUAUGUGAAGUGAUUGCAAAGGCUCAGCAUGGUGGUGCUGCUGGCGUUGUGGUGCCCUGUGCUUCCACCAUUGUGCUGAUCAAUGAUGAUAACCUACUGGAGGAAACACUGGUCAGGUCAAAAUGUCGCAAUAGUGAAAUGCCUCAAGCGUUCCGUCUGAAGCAGUUCCACUCAGCAUAUCAACAGGCUAGUGAUGACACUAUGCUACAUGGCACGGAGUGUCUGCAGAUAUAUCGCCAUGGCAACCCAGAAGACCGCAUCGCUCUGGUAACCGCAGCGCCCGGCUUGCACUGGAAGGUCACGUAUGCUGGGGACUUUGAUCGAGUCAGCGCCCUCUUGAGCAACCGCACCAUUAACAACAGCAGCAGCAAAGGCAGCAGCAGCAACAGCAGUAGCAGCAGUGACGGCACAACUCUUGUAUGAGUGAUAAAGCCAAACAAUGGUCUUCCCACUGGCUUGCAGUAGCACUCUGCACUGUCAGUACUGCUGCAUGCUGAGUUCGUGCCUGGAUACGGACUGGCAUUGGCCAAACUUGCAUCCCCGGAGACAGAUUUUGGCACGAAAAAGCGUGCCCCGGAACCUCUCUAUUGAUGGAUUAACGAUUCUGUUGUACUGCUACAGCGAAUGUGAACUUUUAGUUCCUUCAAGUCGUGCGUAUCAGUGAAGUGUGCUGGCUGAUAGGUUGUACUUGUAACAUGCUGCAUGGAUGAGGAAUGACUGCAGGAUUCUAACUUGCACCUGUUCGUGUUUGUAGAUCUCACACAUUGCAUUGUUACUUUUAACUUCGUUUUAACAAAGUAUCGAUUUUAAAACCACUCUGGGUCUACAAAAGAAUAAUUUUUUCAAAGAGACCGGGUAGCCAAUGACUUGCCCACCAUGUACCAACUUGUUGCAUUGUCGUCAUAAUAUAUAUUUAUCUGGGAAGUGAUGGGUGGAAUUUACUCACCCAGGUUGUCCCAUGCUGUCAGUUUCCGUAUAAUUAAACUAAAUCAGCUAUAGGCUUCUGUCUUGCAAAACCCUCUCUCCGCUUGGCCGUACUAUGCUCUGCCACAAUCCGAUUCUAUAGUUUCCUUGUGCCAACUUUGGUUGGAGCUGCUGGUUCAUCCCUCAAUGAGAAAGUCUGGAAUAAGUGAAGUAUUAAA
Molecule: messenger RNA, 2089 nt
Organism: Sycon ciliatum
Lineage: Eukaryota; Metazoa; Porifera; Calcarea; Leucosolenida; Sycettidae
Product: D-ribitol-5-phosphate cytidylyltransferase-like
Exons: 9
Coding region: 486-1370 (294 amino acids)
Biological process (GO): protein O-linked glycosylation via mannose; isoprenoid biosynthetic process
Cellular component (GO): cytosol
Molecular function (GO): D-ribitol-5-phosphate cytidylyltransferase activity
Source: RefSeq, a predicted model, not a curated record